AUGACGGCCGACGUGCGGCGCCGAUGCCGAGGAAGUGAUCGUUACCGUCUGAGGACGACCGCCGCAUCCGCCGUUGUCAUCGUCGCCGCCGUCAUUGCAGCGGUUUCCGUCGCGGCGGCACGCGCCACCACCUUUGAGGGCGGCGAGACGGCCACAGAGCCGGCCGACGACACGGUGUACAUGACCCAGGAGGUGGCCGCGUGGAACGCGACGGCCGCGGCAGCUGGUGAUUACGAGUACGACGAUUACGAUUCGACCACCGCGGACGCCCUGCAGAUGCCCAGUGGCCGCUAUUCGCCGAAACCGGAGACGACUGUUGCACCACGCGUGGACGCCAGCACAGUGGUGCCCGCUGCCACCAUCACCGUACAGGUGCCUGCCGCCACCGUCACGGAAGAACCCGUCACCAACACCACCGCCGCUACCACCACUACUGCCGCCAUUACCGCUGCCGACGCAAAGGCCGUCUACUCUACCACGACCUCGGUGGUCCGGCCGUCCACGUCCGUGACCACGGUCGUUACAGCCACCGAUGCCACAACAUUCCCGACGGCCACCACCGAAUCAGGGGCGUUGAUGAAGAUCGCCAGUCCACUAGGCUAUGGAGUGACGAACGUCACCACUGUCGCCACUACGCCCCCACCGACGACUCCGAAUUCUUCGGCGCCGCUGGUGCAGUGUUGGCGGUGGACUGCAGCCCUGUUGCUGUCACUAGCUCUCGUCACUACCGUUGUGUCAUAA
Molecule: messenger RNA, 741 nt
Organism: Myzus persicae (green peach aphid)
Lineage: Eukaryota; Metazoa; Arthropoda; Insecta; Hemiptera; Aphididae
Exons: 1
Coding region: 1-741 (246 amino acids)
Source: RefSeq, a predicted model, not a curated record